CUUUUUCGGUUUUCUAAAAGCCAAUACUUCUGGAUUUCCCCAUCUACUGUUCCCCUCUCUCGCCCCUUCUCUCUCUUCCCUUGUUCUCUCUUUCUACCUACCGGAAAACCUCUUCCACCGCCCGGGAAACCGCUUUUCCGUUUGCCGGUGAACAGAGUCGCCGGAGAAUUCACACGCACUCACUCUACAUGUUUCGUUCGCUUUGAUUAAUGCUUCUCGUUUUUUGCGUGUAACUCAGUCAUUCGGUUGGUGGAAUUGCUCUGAUCUCUGAGUUUGACUCGUUCCAUGCAGUGCUAAGGGAAUGUGGCGAGUCUAAGUCUGUUUUUCUGGUUCCUUGUGCCCUAGAUCCUGAUCUAGGGCUUGACUGACGCUUGUGUUGUUGUUUGUUAGUAGUUUUUUUGGUUUUGUUUUUGUCUGUGAAGAGUGGAAAGACGACGAAGAAUAGAGAAAAGCGUCGUAAUGAGAUGGUGGAAGGGAGAGUCUGCAUGUCGAGGGAGGCUAAAUUGGAAUUUUUGAAGCAAAAAAGGCUUCAAAGAAUGAAGACAGAAUCUAUGAAUGAUCUCAAUUGUGUCAGCAACAUGCUGAGUAGAAGCGGAGGAGAUGCCUUAAGAUCUUCUGCUUCAUGUGGUGUUAGAAUCCAUGUUAAUAGUGAUUCAUAUCCAGGAUCUGGGUCUUCUUCUUAUAAUGGAAAAGAUGUUUUCUCAAAGCACAAGGUUGCAAAGUUUGACACCUCCAAUCUGGACUGGAUUGAUAAAGUUCCAGAAUGUCCAGUGUACUAUCCAAAUAAAGAGGAGUUUGAGGAUCCUUUAGUUUAUCUCCAGAAGUUAGCUCCUGAAGCUUCUAAAUAUGGUAUAUGCAAGAUUGUUUCCCCCAUAACAGCUUCUGUUCCUGCUGGAGUUGUUCUGAAUAAAGAGAAGGCUGGUUUUAAAUUUACUACUAGGGUACAGCCACUUCGCCUAGCCGAAUGGGACACAGAUGACAGGGUCACCUUUUUUAUGAGUGGGAGAAACUAUACAUUUCGAGAUUUCGAGAAAAUGGCAAACAAGGUAUUUGCUCGUCGAUAUUAUAGUGCUGGAUGUCUUCCUCCGACAUACCUAGAAAAAGAAUUUUGGCAUGAGAUAGCUUGUGGAAAGACUGAGAGCGUGGAAUAUGCCUGUGAUGUUGAUGGUAGUGCAUUUUCCUCUUCUCCCAAUGAUCAACUUGGAAAAAGCAAAUGGAAUAUGAAGGGGCUUUCUCGGUUGCCUAAAUCAGUACUGCGACUCCUUGAGAAAUCGAUCCCGGGAGUUACUGAACCUAUGUUGUAUAUUGGAAUGCUAUUCAGUAUGUUUGCUUGGCAUGUGGAAGACCACUACUUAUAUAGUAUCAAUUAUCAGCAUUGUGGGGCCGCAAAAACUUGGUAUGGCAUUCCAGGUCAUGCAGCACUUGACUUCGAGAAGGUUGUCCGAGAGCAUGUUUACACCAAUGAUAUCUUAUCAGCUGAUGGAGAGGAUGGAGCUUUUGAUGUGCUUUUGGGGAAGACAACAUUGUUUCCUCCUAACAUUCUGUCAGAGCAUGGUGUUCCUGUCUAUAAAGCAGUUCAAAAACCGGGGGAGUUCGUAGUAACUUUUCCUAGAGCGUAUCAUGCAGGAUUUAGUCAUGGUUUCAAUUGUGGUGAGGCCGUUAACUUUGCAACGGGGGAUUGGUUUUCUAUGGGUUCAAUUGCCAGCAUUCGCUAUGCACUCCUGAACAGGGUGCCUCUACUUCCUCACGAGGAACUUCUCUGCAAAGAAGCGAUGCUUCUAUGUACGAGAUUUGAACUGGAAGAUCCUGACUAUUCCUCUGCAGACUUGAUGACUCAUCAUAGCAUCAAAGUUUCUUUUCUGAAUUUGAUGCGUUUUCAGCACUGUGCUCGUUGGUGCCUCGCGAGGUUAAUAGCAUUUUCAGGCAUAUCCUUAUUCGCACAUGGUACCAUUCUUUGCAGCAUAUGCAAGCGUGACUGUUAUGUCGCUUAUCUUAAUUGCAGCUGCUAUGCACACGCAGUGUGCCUUCGCCAUGAUCCCAGGUCACUUAAUUUUCCUUGCGGCAGCAGUAGAACGCUUUGCCUAAGGGAAGAUAUAUUGGACAUGGAAACUGCAGCUAGACAGUUUGAGCAGGAUAAGGUAGUUUUGCAUGAAGUUCAACAGCGAUAUAGAAAAACUGAUGACUUUUCUCUCCUUUUAAACAUGUUUCCGCGAGCUGAGGAAGAUGGCUAUGUUCCAUAUUGUGAAAUCAAUUUUGAAUGGUCGGAGGACUCGGUUGAACAGACAGUUCAUGAGUCAGCACCUAAUGCUUCUGCCUCACUUUUGUCUGAUCUCGACUCUCCGAUGGAGCCGAAAGAUAACCUUUUCGCUGGUGUGAAUGGAAAUGCAAUCUGUAACUUAGAUACUGCAUCAAUGAAGUUCCAUGGUGAUGUUUCUAGUUGUCGGAGUGAAAGAUCGGAGAGUUCAUCAAGUGAUAACAAUUUUAAAGUCCAUCCGAAAGUAGCUCAUGAGACAGACUGUAAAACUGUUGUAGAUCAAGACAGUGAUGAGUCUGAUACAGAAAUUUUCAGGGUGAAGAGACGUCCCAGAGCAGAACAUAGAAACGGAUAUGAUUCAGUCUCUAUCAACAUUGAGCACCAGAGUUUCAAAAGAUUAAAGAAACGUCAAUCAGAAGGACGGCUUGGGCCAUUGUCUUUUCCAGAGUGUUCUACGGCUAAUGAUGCAACUCACAGUUCCAUUGCUAAUUCAAGUCAAUCCAAAGAAGCACCGGACUUUCAUCCCAGAGACAAGUCCGUCAGAGGUGGUCCAGUUCCGGUAUCCAUUAAGUUGAAGAAGGUGGCUGUGAAUGAACAAGCACUGAGCAAGCAGGACGAGUACAAGAGAGAUCACAAGAUCCAGUUUGAAUUGGGGCAAAAUAUGAGGGAAUCACCCAGAAUACAGAGUGGAUCGAAGCGUCUGAAAGUCAGAGGUCCUUCAGUUUUAGGGUUUGGAGGCAGUAUGUAGUGAAUAGAUAGCUAACUUACAAGUAAAAGAGCAUCUUGGCUUGCUUGCCUCUGGAGUGGCUUAUAGAACCUGACUUUGCUAACACUUAUUCUCUAAUGGAGAGCUAACAACACGAUAAAAAAGCUAAGCAUUUUGGAGGCAGCAGCAGUGCAACUUUUAACCCAAUCUUUAGUUUAAAGAGGUAUAUUCUUUGUGCAGGCCUCUAAAGUGGGGCAAGUAGCACACUGGUGAUUCUUAUGGCUCUCGAGCCGGGGUGUUUUUCUGUCUUUGGCUGGAGAACCUCUCUCCUUCCAUUCCACUUCCAGAUUGUAGAUUUCGGGUUAUUAGUGAAUUCUCUCAUGUACAUUUUAUUUUUGACAAAUUGAUCAAUUCUUACGAGGUGCAAAUGGGUAUUUCCACAAGCCCUCUGAUUUAAUGUGAGGUCUGUUGCCUUCCUAGUUAGGGUUCAUUAUUCUUUCUGUAGCUGCGGGUCAUUUUGGCUCGAGACUACAUGAAUAAAUACAUAGAAUUUUUUCC
Molecule: messenger RNA, 3518 nt
Organism: Nicotiana tabacum (common tobacco)
Lineage: Eukaryota; Viridiplantae; Streptophyta; Magnoliopsida; Solanales; Solanaceae
Product: lysine-specific demethylase JMJ13
Biological process (GO): chromatin remodeling; regulation of gene expression
Cellular component (GO): nucleus; chromatin
Molecular function (GO): histone demethylase activity
Source: RefSeq, a predicted model, not a curated record